Messenger RNA from Amaranthus tricolor (Joseph's coat), 1921 nucleotides. Its product is annotated as calmodulin-binding protein 60 G-like. Gene Ontology annotation, cellular component: nucleus. The record is from RefSeq and is a predicted model, not a curated record. Gene Ontology annotation, biological process: regulation of salicylic acid biosynthetic process. The transcript is spliced from 7 exons. Gene Ontology annotation, molecular function: DNA-binding transcription factor activity; calmodulin binding; sequence-specific DNA binding. The coding region runs from base 92 to 1366 and encodes 424 amino acids. NCBI's taxonomy places the organism in Eukaryota, Viridiplantae, Streptophyta, Magnoliopsida, Caryophyllales, Amaranthaceae.
UCGUCUAUAAAUUAAUCAUUUUGAACAUCAUUUUUUGGUUACUUUAAUUAUUUUAAGUAAUAGAAAGUGAAAAUCAUACUCAUAAAUUUGGAUGGUUUUGAAGAAGGGUUUUCCUGGUAAAGACGAGAAUGGUAAUCCACAGUUUCGUGCAAAUCAACGAAACCAACGGCUUAAAUUGUCAAAGUGUGUGUGCAAAGAAAAGUUAUGGUUUCAAGCAUAUUCUGUCCAAUUGGAGAAUUUAAUCCGAAAAGCGGUCCGAGAGGAGGUACAACAGGUAAUACAACACUCUUUGCCUUCCAUCUCAAGGUCAUUACCAAGUCAGGCUAAGCCAAGUGAACCAAGAAAGUUCAAGUUACAAUUUGAAGGAACCUUACCCACUAAGUUGUUUACUGUGAACAAGUUAGACUCUGAAGGAUCUUCUGCUAUCAAAUUGUUCUUACUCGAUGCGAUUACAGGGCAUCGAGUAACAACUGGCCCUCUAUCGUCAAUAAAAGUGAAACUUUUUGUUCUUCAUGGCCAUUUUAAGGCCGAGGAAUUGGAGGAUUGGACAAAACAUGACUUUGAAAAAAACGUUGUGUUUGAGAGAGAUGGUAAAAGGCCAUUGUUGGUUGGGAGAGAUGUGGUUAUCACAUUGCACAAUGGGAUUGGUUGUAUUGGUGAUGUUUGCUUUACAGAUAACUCGAGCUGGGAACGAAGCAAGAUGUUUCGACUGGGAGCUAUGGCUGAAGCCAAUGGAUCCCAUGUUAGGGAAGCGGUAAGUAAUCCUUUUAAGGUGAAAGAUCGCCGUGGAGAGAAUUACCAGAAGCGUAAGAUUCCAUCUCCAGAAGAUGAUGUUUGGCGUUUGCGCUGGAUAGCAAAAGAUGGCAAGAUCUGCAAAAGAUUGGCAGAACAUCAAAUUUACAAAGUCAAGGACUUUGUAACACAAUAUUACCUUGACGAGUCUUUGCUCCGCCAAAUUCUGAAUGUUGCGCCAAAAAAAUGGGAUGCAAUCGUUCAAUGUGCUACCUCAUGCUUAUCCGGGAAUUCUAGCUCAAAUCUAAAUGACUUGGCAUCACCCAAUAUUCCAGGCUUCGACAGCCAGCAGUUUUUCGUCCCUCCGGUUUAUCAUGAUCAACCAGAGAUUCAAAUGUUGGAUUCUAAUACCGAGGGACAUAACUAUCAGCUUGAUGGAUCGAUGGCUAUGAACAGUCCCUUUCUGAUGGAUUUACUAGCAGGGUCAUGUAGUGAGCAUGCCAACUUUUCUCUGCAUGAUUUUACGCAUCCAUCUUUACCCACUAUGCUCGGGUUUGAAACAUCAAGUUGGAUUCCUGUUGCUGAACCGAAGGGGGAACAAAACAACGGUUUUUUUUAUAGGAUCAAGCUAUAAUUCAAAUAUGGGAAUGCUGUCGUCCAUGCCUAGUAUGAACGAUAACAAUUCAGAGAUUGCAAAGCCUAAAGACGUUUGGGGUAUGGUUCGAGCUGUUUUGAGGAUAUUAGUUAAGCAUGAUGAUGCCGCUUUCAGGAAAGGAAAGUUCUCCUGUUAUAGUCCGUUGGCAGUGUAUCUCCCACGGCCAAUAGGAAUUGAAAGAUGGGAAGCUUUAAAAGGAUUUCCCCUUUGAUGUUUUUCUUGUUUAUAGUUUUUGUAUGGUUUGAUACAUCUUGAUGUGCACUUUUUGUAUUAUAGAAUAAAAAACUAAGAUAAGCCUAAGCUUCUGGAUGUAAUAAGGCUUUGUUUGCUGCUACAGCAAGUAAACUACUCUUGUAUGAGACCGCCUCUCAUUGAGACGCUCAAAUAAGGAGUAUGUGUUUUCAUAAUAUGUAUGAGAUGGGCUAUUUAACCCAUGUAUGAGGCUCAUCUCUCAGUGAGAGCGUCUCAUACAACAAUUUGUGAUUUGGAUUUUGUUAAUGAAUGUAACACACGUUUGCUUAUGUGCUAUUAUGU